AUGCCUCGCAGCAGCAAAGCCCCCACUACAGCAGCAGCAGCAGCAGCAGCAGCAACAGCCCCCUCGCAACAAGCUUUGCUGCUUUGGGGCUUCACGAAGCAGGAGCUGCUGCAGCAGGUGACGCAAGGUGCUGCAGCAGCAGAUAGGGACUCAGCUGCAGCGCGGCGCUGCCGCCAGCUGCAGCUGCUGCGGGCCGAGGCAGCAUCUGGAGCAUCACUGCAGCAGCCCCUUUUGUUUUUUCGAGUCCGCAGCAGCAGCAGCAGCAACAGUUGCAACUGCCUGUUGCUGCACCCUGAGGUUGUUGCCCUGCUGCUUAGCUGCAGCAGCACGCUGCAGCAGGAAGCUGCCGCGGCUGCAGCCGCAGCUGCUGCUGCGUCAGCAGCAGUGGCUGCUGCUGCUGCUGCUGCAACGAGCCCAGCAGCAGCUCUCUCCACCCAAGCAAACGGGAGCCCCCGGAGCCGACUUGGCCGCUACGCUAGCAGGAACAGCAGCAGCAGCAGCACGGGCAGCAGCAGACGCGGAACGACUGCAGCAGCAGCAGCAGCCGCUGCAGCGAGCAGGCUGUGGCCUUUGCUGCUGCUGAACCCCGUAGCUGACUGCCAGCUUCCUGAGUUGCUACUGUGCCUCUGCAAGUCUCCCGGCGGCGCAGCAGCAACAGAAGCAGCAGCAGCAGCAGCAGUUGAUGACAGCAAGCUGCUGUGUCUGCUGCUGCCGAGCAUCAUCUGGGAAGGACGCUUGCUGCGCUGUGGGGCCCUGCGCGUGUGGGGGCGCCAGCCGCUGCUGCAGCAGCAGCGAGGGCAAGAAGAGCAGCAGCAGCAGCAGCAGCAGCAGCAACCAGACAGCAACCAACAGCAGCAGCCAGAGCGGUGGCAGCAACGCGCCGAAAUUGGGCCGCUGUUAGUGCAGCUGAGCACUCUGAGCUGCUGCUGGUCAUCAGAUCGCAGCAGUUGUCGUGAGGAGGCAGCAGCAGCAGCAGCAGCAGCAGCGCCUGCUGCUGCCACAGCGACGACGCUUCGGGUUGUGCUGCAGUGGGAAAAGGAGCUGCUACUGCAUGCAGCAGAAGCAGAUGCUGCUAACCUCCUGCUUUGGUGGCAGCAGCUGCGCAGCAAAUGGACCCUUGCGGGCCCUACGGAGGAGGAGAAACAGCAGCAGCAGCAGCAAAGUACGUGCAGCGAGAGCACGGGCCAGUGCGCCGUAGCUGGAGACAGCAGCUGCCGCGGAGGCAGCAGCAGCAGCAGUAGCAACAGCAGCACUUUGUGGCAGCAGAUCGGGGUGGAGGCAACCAGCGUCUUUGCUGUUCAGUUGCUAGUGUCUCAACAGCAGCAGCAGCAGCAGCAGCAGGCAUGGGGCUUGACCCUGGGACUUGGCAGGGCACAGUUGGAGCUCUACAAGCCCCCAAAGUCCUUCAGCAGCAGCAGCAGCGGCAGCAGCAGCAGCAGCAACAGCAGCAGUAUGCCCACGCUGCUCAGUGGCUGGCGCCUGCGUCUGAGUCGUCCGUACGCUGCACUUUUGCAGCCGCAGCAGCAGCAGCAGCAGCAGCAACCGCAGCAGCAGCAGCAGCUGCUGCUGCUGCUACAGCAGCAUGCCCACCGGCAAGUCUUCGGCGUGUUCGCUGCAUCCGCAGACGCCGCUGCUGCUGCUGCUGUCACGAAAGACGCAGCAGCAGCGACUGGGGCGCUGCUGCUGCAUGCAGAAGAAGAAGUGACGGCCCCUCAGUUCAGCAGCACUUCCUUGCCUAUUGUUUCUGUUGCGUCUGCGUCUGCCGUCAGCAGCAGCAGCAGCAGCAGCAGCAGCAGCACCGAAAGCAGCACCUGCUCCAGCAGCUGGUGGCUUGCCGUGUCUGCUGAACACAGGAAAGGCCUUGCGGCGAUUCACAAGUGCCCGCAGCAGCAGCAGCAGCAGCAACAGCAGCAGCAGCAGCAGCAGCAGCAAGACAGACAUGCUUCCAGUUGGUGUCUCCUCGAUGGAGAAGCGGUGUUGCAGCAGACAUCGUGGGGAGUUGUGCUGCUGCCAGUAACAUUGCAGCUGCCUGCAAUUGCUGCUGCUGCAGUCUGCUCAAUCCUGGGCUCUUUUGCAGCAGCCGCGGCUGCUGCUGCUGCAGCUGCUGCUGCUGUGGCGCCUCCAGGACUGGAUGCUGUCAAGAUACUUUCUGUGGAGCUCCUGAGGCAGAGGCAGCAGCUCCAGACAGCGGGAGCCGCGGCUACUAAUGCUGCUGCUGCUGCUGCUGGCGUUGCUGCAACAGCUGCAGCAGCUGCAGCAGCUGAAAUGCACGCGGAGCUGCCGCUGCUGCAACGCAGCAGCUGGGAAGUCCGCUGUGGCAACUUGGCUCUUCACUUGCCUGUUUCUUCUGCAGCAGCAGGAAACGAGGAAGAAACCGCAGCAGCAGCAGCAGCAGCGAACCCAGAGGCAGCAGCAGGAAGCCUGGUGGUCACGGUGGCGGACUUUUUUGCAUCUGUCGUUUCCCUCCGUGCGUACCAUCAGCAGCUGCAGCGGCAGCAACAGCAAGACGGUCACAUGGUCCAGCAGCAGGAGCUGCUGCUGCUGGCAAACGUCAGUGCUGCUGCUUCAGCUCCAGCAGCAACAGCAGCAGCAGAAACGGGAGCAGCAGAAACGCUCUUUAGCUGCUGUGAUCGGCUAUUCAUACACCCCGUCAGUCUUCGCAUUCAUAAGUCAGAGAAGAGCAGCAGCCGCAGCAACAGCAGCAGCAGCAGAAGCAACAGGCUCGAAGAGUGCUGCUGCUGCACUGCACUGCUGCGAUCUUGCUGCUGCGACGCUUGCGGCAGGUGCAGCCACGUCUUAGGAGAGUUUGCCUGUGGGACCCACAGGCCGCUGCAGUGCGAGCAGCAGCAGCAGCAGCAGCAGCAGCAGCAGCAACUAUUGCAAGUCUCUCGAAGGCUCCCCCUUGGCUGCCGUUUGCAUGCGCAUGCCUCUGCAGUGUACGUGGACCUCAGUGACCAGGCAGUGCUGCUGCUUUUGCUGCAGCUGCUGCAUCAGAUCCGGCGGCAUGUUGCAGCAGUAACAGCAGCAGCAGCAGCAGCUGCUGCUGCUGCUGCAUGCGCUGUUUCCGUACCUGAUAGCAGCGAUAUUGCUUCGACCAUUGUGCUUGAAGGCGAUGUGCAGCAACAGCAGCAGCAGCAGCAGCAGCAGGCACAACAGCUUCAGCAGCAUGAGCAGCAGCAGCACAUACAGCAGCUGCAACGACAAGAGCAGCAGCAGGAACUGCUUCUGCAAGCAGAUGCACUGGAAGUGCUGGUGGCCUCCCCCUGUGCAGCAGCAACAGCAGCAGGUGCUGCAGUAUCAGCAGCAGCAGCAGGUUACAAGGAAAGCGCUGCUGCCGCUCGUGUUGAUUUGCUGUGGUGUGGAGACGCCGUGUCAACAGCCUGCAGCAGCAGCAACUCCAGCAGCAGUAGCCACAGCCGCAGCAGCAGCUGCGGUCUAUGUAGGAGCACCAGACGCUCAGGCAGAAGGCCAGCAGCAACAGCAGCAGCAACAGCAGCAGCAGGUGCAGACAGCUCUGCAGCGGACACAGCAGCUGCAGCAGCAGCAGAACAGGAGAAAAGGGAGCCUUUGGCCCAGCUGCUGCAGCGAGUGGCAGCUGACCGAAUUUGCAUGCGUCGUUUGCUGCUGCGUAAUGGGGUUCAGCUUCCUGUUGCUGCUGUUGCUGCUUCUGCUGCUGCUGCCGUUGAUGACUGCGCGCCAAUCGCUUUGAGAGCUGUGGGGCUGCAGCUGCAGCAAAGCAGCAGCAGCAGCAGCAGCAGCAGCAGUAGAAGCAGCAAUUACAGAAGCUGCAGCACACGUUUUUCCCUGCAAACUCUUGUGCUGCAGCUGGCUAGAUCCGCUCUGGUGUCUGUACAUCCAGCAGCAGCAGCAGCAAGUGCGACAAAGAAGAAGCAAAGGAAACAACAGCAACAGCCGCAGCAGCAGCAGAUGCCAUACGGCAUUGAGGUGACGUGGACGGUAGCUGGCGGCCCAGAGACAGCAACAGCAGCAGCAGCAGCAACAACAACAGCAGCAGCGGCAGCUCAGCGGACAGUUUGCCUCAACAGCGUGGCCCUCGUGCUGCAUCCGCAUGCAGCACAGCAGCAGCUGCUACAGCUAUCCAAGAGUCGCAUUUUGCUGCUGCUGCAGCGAGCUUUCGAACCAAUAGAUCUGGACAAGGCAAAGCAGCAAGAGCACCGAAAGCAGCAGCAGCAAAGACUGGAGCAGCAGCAGCAGCAGCAAAGACAGCAGUGCCACCAGAAGGUGGACAAGUUCUUCAUAGAUUUCCUGCUGCUGCAUGCAGCAGAAGGCAGCAGCAGCAGGGAUCUCAGGGCUCUGCGGCUGCUGCUGCACCAGGGGGCUGCAGUUAUUUGGCCUCCACAGGAGCAGCAGCAACAACAGCGCCAGCUGGAAGAGACGAAGCAAGUGCAGCAGCUGCAGGAAAAGCAGCAGAAGGAAGAGCAGCAGCAGCAGCAGCAUCACGCGAUAGAGCUGUGCGAGCUGCAGCGACGGGAGCACCCACUCGCUGCGUAUAUGUGCAAGCCAUCUGCUGCAGCAGCAGCAGCAGCAGCAGGCAGCAGCAGCUCGCGCACCGUAGACGUUAUUGCUGCUGCUGUGUCGCUUUGCUGCUGGACUGCAGCAGCACCGCAGCAGCACCUACCGCUGCUGCCGCCAGUGCGGCUGAGUGGCACGGUGUCUAUACACCAAAAUAAGGCUCUGGCAGCAGCAGCAGCAGCAGCAGCAGCAAUGGGAUAUCUGCCCGUUGCUGCUGCUGGGGAGGGUGCAGCAGCAGCAGCUGCUGCCCAGCUUGCAUGCACUUGCCUGCGGCGUCUGUACACCUCAGCGGGCCUAAGCCUUCAUCAGGCCUCACCAGUUAGUGGGCAAGCAGCAGCAACAGCAGCAGCAGCAACAGCAGCAGCAGCAACAGCAACAGCAGCAACAGCAACAGCAGCAGCAGCAACAGCAGGGACAGCAGCGGUUGCAGUGGCUGAUGAUGACGCUGCUGCUGCUGCUGUUUCAUACACAGAAGGGGCUGCUGAGUUUCAAGUAUCUCCCGUGCUGCUGCGUCUGUCUCCUUGGAAGCUGCAGCUGCUGCUGCAGACUAUAGCUGGGGUAAGAGACAUGGCUGCUGCUGCUGGUGCUAUUGGCACUGCAGCUGCUGCUUCCGUGCCCAUGGAAAAAGAGACUG
Eimeria tenella is the source of this 5167-nucleotide messenger RNA. RefSeq lists its product as uncharacterized. Gene Ontology annotation, biological process: regulation of transcription by RNA polymerase II. Gene Ontology annotation, cellular component: nucleus; SWI/SNF complex. The transcript has 2 exons. NCBI's taxonomy places the organism in Eukaryota, Apicomplexa, Conoidasida, Eucoccidiorida, Eimeriidae. Gene Ontology annotation, molecular function: transcription coregulator activity. The annotation marks the transcript as partial. The record is from RefSeq and is a predicted model, not a curated record.